CAACAUGGCGGCCGGCGAGUGGCAUUGGGUGCCAGUGUGAGAGACUCGGGGGCCGCAGCUGUACAGGAGCCCAAUGUGACCUUGUUAAUCUGUGGGGGGGGGGGCAGAGACCCUGUUAUAUCUGUAGAUUCCGUGUCUGGGGGGGGAAUAGGGCUCAGCUGUGCCGAGAGGGCCGGGGGGGCUAUUUAUUAGUCUGUGCUUGGCCGGGCCCCUCCAUCUCUGCGUUCCCUCUAACACUGACAGAUGUCACAACCAAUUAGGGUCCUUGCGCCGCUCCCACUGGCCAAUGGCAAAUUCCCAUUAGAGGGGCCCCCCAUGCCCCCCCCACUAUUCCUGAGCUGUGUGGCACCCAAGGGAGGGAGACUCCUCCUGCGCCUCUUCCCCCCCGUCCCUCAGUCACCGGCACCGACCGCACAUUCCUCUCACAGGGUCCGACCCGGGUACCACUCUCCUUAUCCCCCCCCAGCGCCACAGGGGCCACUGGGUCUCAACCCCCCCCGACCGCUGCUGCCGACCCCGGGAAAUGGAUUGUGUGAUGCUGUGAAGCCCCCAAGGUACCACCGCUGCGCUACAGCCAGGCUCCCUGUGGGCUGAUGAUGAUGAUGGUGAGUGCUGAGCAAGUGGAUUCGGAUGCCCCCUCAGUACAGUCGGAGACAGAGAUUAAGGGGGGCAGCGAGACGGAUGGUGGGGGCACAUGUUUGCCGCCGCGGCUGAGCCGGGAAGAGAGGCGGCGCAGAAGGAGGGCCACGGCCAAGUACCGCUGUGCCCACGCCACGAGGGAGCGCGUCCGCGUUGAGGCUUUUAACGUGGCAUUUUCUGAGCUGCGCCACCUGCUGCCCACCCUGCCCCCCGACAAGAAACUCUCCAAGAUUGAGAUUCUGCGCUUGGCCAUUUGCUAUAUCUCUUACCUCAACCAUGUGCUGGACGUCUAGCCCCGAAUCCCUGACAUGGGGGCCCUCCAACUGUCAGAAAGGGGAGAGGAGGCCCCCCAAGAAGCUGUGUGACGGGGCCCCAAUGGGCUGUCAAUAAUGGCGACAAAUAGACACCCUAAAGCGGUUACGAGAGAGGGCGCAGCCUGCGGUCUCAACAGCUGGAGGGCCCCCUAGGGAGGCUGUGUGGGUGGGAUGGAAUGGGUGAUACCAAGACUGGGGGACUCAUGGAAAAGGAUCCCCUCACCCCGUUAUCCUCAUAUUGGACUGAUCAGAGGUGCCACUUGUAUCAGGCCUCCAUGGCCCACAAGGGGGCGCUGUGUGUGGCAUUAGGGGGUGCUGUGUGUGUCAUUAGGGUGCGCUGUGUGUGGCAUUAGG
Messenger RNA from Xenopus tropicalis (tropical clawed frog), 1307 nucleotides. RefSeq names its product nescient helix-loop-helix 2 (gene nhlh2). The record is from RefSeq and is a predicted model, not a curated record. The transcript has 2 exons. Gene Ontology annotation, cellular component: nucleus. NCBI's taxonomy places the organism in Eukaryota, Metazoa, Chordata, Amphibia, Anura, Pipidae. Gene Ontology annotation, biological process: positive regulation of transcription by RNA polymerase II; regulation of transcription by RNA polymerase II; nervous system development. The coding region runs from base 594 to 932 and encodes 112 amino acids. Gene Ontology annotation, molecular function: protein dimerization activity; DNA-binding transcription factor activity, RNA polymerase II-specific; sequence-specific double-stranded DNA binding.